AUGAGUUUAUAUUCUUCUUCUAAUUCACCAAAAUGGACGAAUUCUUCAUCGUCAAAUGAUUAUAAUAAUUCACAUCAUCGUAAUAGUGGUAAUAAAUAUACAGCAUUCAAUGAUCGUCCAAAUAUUUCAAAACGUAUUCGUACCGACGAAACAUAUCCUUAUCGUCGUGGUAAUUUUUCAUCACCACCACAACCUCUUUACCCUUCAUUAGACGAUGAGCCACAAUCGUUAAAACCUCGUCCAUCAUUAUCCGAAAGAUUGGGUUUGAAAAAUGAUGAUUCAGAUGAAAAUGAAGAUGAAUCAACACCAUAUUCUCCGUCACAUACCAUAACAAAAACUUCUAUAGCUCUACCUAUGCCACCAUCAACAGCAUCCUCUUCUAUCCACAGUAAACAACAAGGCCCAACACAUUUAACAUUAGAUGAAAGGAUAAUUCGUAAUCCACAAUUGUCUUUAUUAGAAUCGACAUUAUCUGCAUCAUCCGUUGAUAGAAAAUCGAUAAUGGAUUUGUUAGGCGAUCAUACAAGUGAAGAUGAAGAAGAAGAAAUAGCUGAUGAUGAAAAUCAACCCUAUAGUCCAUCCCAAUUAGAUUCAACAACAAUGGAACAAGUAAGUCAUCAAUUAAGAACAAAACCAAUGUCAUUGCAACAACCACCACAACAACACGUCUACGUUCCACCUCCUACAAAAUCAACCGUUGUGCCUACUAUUAGUACGAGUAAUACAACCACUAUCAAUGGGACAAUGCAUCAAUCAGAACUUAAUAAUGAUAUUGAUUAUCGAAAACCAACAACAUCAAACUCAUAUGCACGACAUCAUCGUCAUGGACAUGUUCAUCAUAAACAUCAUCGAAAUCAUCAUAAAAAGAACGAUGAGACACAUGAAAAUCCAAAUAACUGUAUUGUUGUCAAUUAUAGUCAAAAUCAGUCAUUAUCUACUUCGUCAACUGAUCUAAUUCCAUCUUCACAACAUCAUCAUCAAAAACAACAACAGCAACAAAAUCAACAGCAACUGUCGAAGAAAACUUCAUCAACUGUUCAGCAACAAAUUCCGUUAACAUUUCAUGGUUUAUCCAUGCUAUCAUCAACAUCCGAUGAACCUCGUUCAAUUCCCAUUCAUGGUGAAGCGCCCGUUGUUGAUCCUCGUAUAAAAAUCUAUUCAAAUCGUUUAAAAUCAAAAGUUCGUCAAUUAUGUUUAGAACGUUUAGAACAAUCAAAAUCGACUAUUGAGAAAGUUCAAUUAAAUAAUGAAUUAGAUACAUUAGUGGAAUGUCAUGGAAAACGUUUAUAUUGGUAUAGAGUUAUUUGUUUUCUACAAAAUAUUCAAACACAACCAAAAACUUCUUCGUCUUAUAUCAAAGAACUAAAUAAAUUGUUAAUAUUAACACCGACAUUAUCAAAAUUAUUAAAAGUCAAACAACGUUAUCCGAAAAAAAUACCCAUUGAUGAAAUAUCAUCUGUUGUUGAUCCUCGAAUUGGAAAUCAAUUUUAUUUAAAAUCACAAAAAAUUAUAAUGAAAUCGUUACAAUAUACUUUAAUUGAUAAUAAUACAGAAACUUCAAAUGGAGAAGAUAUUGAGAGUCAAUCUCAAGCACAAUUACAAAUACAUGAUGGUGACAAUAGCGAUAAUGAUCCAAAUGAAAAUGAUUUUGAUCGAGAGGAAAUGGAUAUUGAAGAAGAAGAAGAUCAAAAUGAUGAAGAAUGA
Molecule: messenger RNA, 1704 nt
Organism: Didymodactylos carnosus
Lineage: Eukaryota; Metazoa; Rotifera; Eurotatoria; Philodinida; Philodinidae
Source: the annotation of a GenBank genome assembly